AUAAUUAUUAAUGCUCCUUUCUUCAUAACCAAUUAUACUAAGCCUAGAUAAGAUUACCAGUUCCUCGCUGCAAAAAACCUUCCAUCAAAACAAAAAAAAAAACCAUCUUGAUCUCAGACUGUAUAUACACGGAAGAAGAAAUGGCCGACCCUGUUAUCGGUGCCACAAUUCAGGUUGCCUUGGAGACGGCAGUAUCUCUUGCCUCUGACAGGAUUGGUUUGCUAGUUCGGUUCAAGAAGGAUGUGGCCAGCAUGACACUUUCUCUUGGCUUUAUCAAAGAUGUCCUGGCUGAUGCUGAGGAAAAGCAAAACCAAAGCAGAGGAGUGCAACGAUGGUUGAAUAGUCUCGAGGAGGUGGCUUAUGAUGCUCAGAAUGUGUUGGAUGAGCUCCACUAUGAAUCUCUUCGUCACCAGGUGGAGUCCCGAAAGCUCAAGGUAUGCUGCUUCUUCUCCUUCUCUAACAUUAAUCUUGCUUUUCGCUGGAGAAUGGCUUCUAAGGUCAAGGACAUCAAACUUAAGUUGAAUGGCAUCUAUCAAGAAGCCAAUGGAUUGCUACUGGUCAGUAGGGCAGUCGUGCCUGCUGCCCUCCCUGCUGCUCCUGCUGUUGGAGACACAAGAAAUCGGCAGACUGACUCUGUUCUUGUUCCAAUGACUGGAAGAGCCGAUGAUGAAUCAAACAUAGUGAAGAUUUUGUUGAGCCUGUCUGAGAAGGUUGUUUCUGUUCUUCCCAUAGUUGGUAUGGGAGGUUUAGGCAAAACAACUUUGGCUAAAUCCAUAUACAACAACAAGCAAAUUGAUGAACACUUUGACAUAAAGAUUUGGGUUUGUGUAUCGAAAAAAGUUCCAAUAGAGGAGCUUUUCAGACUCAUAUUAGUGCAUUUGACGGGAGACAAGGUUGAAGUGGAUGCUAGGGAUGUCAUCGUUGGAAAAAUUGGGAAUCAACUAGGGGGGAAAAAGUAUUUCCUAGUCCUUGAUGAUGUGUGGGAUGAUAAUCAAGCAUUGUGGGAGGACUUUUUCAACACCUUGAAGGGGCUCAAUCCAACUAAUGGAAGCUGGUGUCUGGUCACUACUCGUCCAGGUCCAGUGGCGCAGUGUGUGUCUAGAGUAUUCAUGAUGGAAAAAGAAGCCUAUCGAUUAGGAAAACUACCUGUUGAUCAUUGUUGGUCUAUCGUAAAAGAAAAAACAGUUCGAGGGGGAGAAGUACCUGAUGAACUACAAGCAAUUAGAGAGAGAGUAAUCGAAAGAUGUGAUGGUCUACCAUUGGCUGCAAGUGUAAUCGGAGGUCUAUUAUCUUUACAUAGAAAAGAGGAGUGGCGAUCAAUUUUGGAGAAUAGGCUUUUGAGUUUGAGUGCAGGUGGAGAUCAUGUGAUGCAAAUACUUAAGUUGAGUUUUGAUAAUUUGCCAUCACCAGCCAUCAAGAAAUGUUUUGCAUAUUGUUCUAUUUUUCCCCAGGAUACUGAGAUGGAAGGAGAUAUGCUGAUCGAACUUUGGAUGGCAGAAGGUUUCCUCCAUGCAGGUCUCGAGAACAAAACAAUGGAGGAAAUUGGAGAGUAUUACUUGGAAAUUUUAUUGCAGAGUUCUUUGCUGGAAGAAAUAAGAAACUUUUGGGGAAGAAGGUAUUAUAAAAUGCAUGAUAUGGUGCACGAAGUCACAAAAUUAAUAAUGUCAAAGUCUACUAAAUUCAUUAAUUCGGAGACUGGUUCAGGAGACAAUAGUAAUCAGGUUCGUUGUCUUGUAAUAGACUCAUUUGGAGAAGGCACAAUAAAUCUUUUCGAGAGUCGAUCAAAUUUGCUUCAUACAUUGUUUCUAAGUCAGGGUAGCUUAUCUGAUGAAAUGCUAAUGAAGUUGAAGAAUCUGCACGUUUUGAAUUUGUCCGGUGAAGAAAAUCAGAAUCUGCCAAUCUCAAUUGGCAAACUGAUACACUUGAGGUACAUUAACUUUGAGGGUUCUACAAGUGAAACUCUGCCGGAAUCUGUUUGCAAACUUUAUAAUUUGCAGACGCUGAGUCUACAUGACUCAGAUGUUAAACAUCUUCCGAAGGGGACGUGUGAUUUGAUUAGCUUGAGACAUCUCCAUUAUUACACCCCUGAUACAGAAUUUCAAAUGCCGCUAGAGAUGGGACGGCUGACUUGCCUUCAGACGCUAGAGUUCUUUAAUGUGGGUCGAGAGAAGGGUCGACGAAUUGGAGAGCUUGGAAGCUUGAAGAACCUCAAAGGCAAAUUGGAGAUACGCAAUUUGGAACUAGUAAAGGGUAAGGAAGGAGCUGAGGAAGCAAAACUAUCUGAAAAGGCAAAUCUAUUUAGGCUGGAACUUCGGUGGGCCCGUGAUCGAGAAGGCGACAAUUACAACCAUGAAAAUGUGCUAGAUGGCCUUCGAACCCACCCAAAUUUGGAGGAGUUGAAAAUUGAGAAUUUUAUGGGCGAUCAAUUUCCUCGAUGGUUAAUGGAUUUGCCAACGACAACAACACUCCCUGAGUUUGCAACAACACUCCCCAAGUUAACGAGUUUGGAGUUUAAUCGCUGCCACAGAUGCAGAGAACUCCUUCCCCUGCAAAACUUUACGUCUCUUAAAGAGCUGGUGAUUUAUGCUUGUGAUGGGUUGACGAAUCUGCCCGGUGACUUGCUACACUCUUGUGCCUCUCUCCAGAAGCUUCAGGUGAGUUGGUGCGGCAAUCUUGUCUCCUUUCUGCUUGAUUUGCAACAAACGCCUUCUCUCUUGGAGCUGGGAUUAUACUGCUGUCCCAAACUGAAAACAAGCAUGACACCCAAAGGAUUUGGUUUCCUAACCAGCUUAAGGAAGCUUGUAAUUGGUCCCUUCUCAGAUGAUGGUGAUGAUCAUGAAAAUUCCUCAAUUUACAAUGAGUUUGAUUGGUCUGGAUUGAUAUCCUCCUCCUCCUCUUCGUCAUCCGCACUCCGUGAAUUACACUUACGUGGGUUGCCACACAUGGAGUCACUGCCACAUCAGAUCCAAUACUUGACCACUCUCACAUCACUAGCGCUAGGUGAGUUUGGAGGUAUAAAAGCUCUGCCAGAUUGGUUCGGAAACUUCGCUGCUCUUGAAGGACUAUAUUUAUAUGAUUUCAAAGAGCUUGGACGUCUACCCUCUGAGGAUGCCAUGAGAAGUCUCACCAAACUAAAACAUCUGCGAUUUUAUCAUUCUCCUCUGUUAGAAGAAAGAUGCACUCCUGAGAGCAGCGGCCCGACUCCCAGUGGUCCAAAGUUUCUCACAUUCAAGACCUACACAUACGUGGUUAACAGUUGAUCUUCAGAUCAAAUUCAAUCAUGAUUGAUAGAAGAAUAGCUUCACGAACAGAGGUUAGAAUUUUGAAGCUUCUUCAGCACCAUCUAUAUGGCUAGACCUCAAUAACUUUUGGCCUGCAUUUCCUACAAAUAGCCUAUCAACGUUUAGAACAACUAGCAGUCUAGUUUUGUUUAUUUUACGUGCUCUGCUUCUGUGGAUUUUAAGUUGUUAUUGCUAAAGUCAUCUCACUCUGUUUAAAAUUGU
Messenger RNA from Coffea eugenioides, 3503 nucleotides. RefSeq names its product putative disease resistance protein RGA3. The transcript is spliced from 2 exons. The record is from RefSeq and is a predicted model, not a curated record. Bases 141 to 3260 code for a protein of 1039 amino acids. NCBI's taxonomy places the organism in Eukaryota, Viridiplantae, Streptophyta, Magnoliopsida, Gentianales, Rubiaceae. Gene Ontology annotation, molecular function: ADP binding. Gene Ontology annotation, biological process: defense response to other organism.